This is a messenger RNA of Clupea harengus (Atlantic herring), 1638 nucleotides long. It is a transcript of the gene arl6ip1, whose product is annotated as ARL6 interacting reticulophagy regulator 1. The record is from RefSeq and is a predicted model, not a curated record. Gene Ontology annotation, cellular component: Sec61 translocon complex; membrane. Gene Ontology annotation, biological process: cotranslational protein targeting to membrane. NCBI's taxonomy places the organism in Eukaryota, Metazoa, Chordata, Actinopteri, Clupeiformes, Clupeidae.
GCCGAUAACGGUCAGAGCUUUUCGAAUUGAGUGAGGUGGGAGGUGCGAGCAGUGACAGUGCAACUGAAGUAGACAAGGUUUGCAACAAAAAGGCAUUGAACCACGUAGGUGUGAGCUAUGGCAGAAGGCGACAACAAAAGUGCAAAUCUUAUUGCUCAGGAGACUGCUCAGCUCGAGGAGCAGCUGCAGGGAUGGGGGGAGGUGAUUUUGGCAGGUGACCAGGUCGUGCGCUGGGAGAAGCCAUGGUUCCCUGGAGCUCUGAUGGUUCUCACCACUGUCAUCUUCACGCUCGUCUACUACCUGGAUCCCUCUGUGCUGACUGGACUGUCCUGCACGGUGAUGAUCAUGUGCCUGGCUGACUAUCUGGUGCCCACUCUUGCCCCAAGAGUCUUCGGCUCCAACAAGUGGACGACAGAACAGCAGCAGCGCUUCCACGAGAUCUGCAGCAACCUGGUUAAGACACAGCGCCGCGUCCUUGGCUGGUGGAAGCGCCUCUUCGCCCUCAAGGAAGAAAAGCCCAAGAUGUACUUCCUGUCUGUCAUUAGCAGCCUGGUAGUAGUGGCCUGGAUUGGACAGCAAGUACAUAACCUUUUCCUGACUUAUUUGAUUGUGAGUUUCUUGUUGCUCCUGCCUGGUCUCAACCAACACGGAAUCAUCACCAAGUAUGCCGGCAUGGCAAAGAGGGAGAUCAACAAACUCCUGAAACAGAAGGAGAAGAAGAACGAGUAAGGGAAGUCUACAGUGCCAGAUGGAAGACAGAAAGUACCGAAAGUUGAAGCUGAAUUACUGACGUUGCUCCCCUCACCCUGCGUGUCCACUCGGAUUAAGACCAACUUGAAAGCUCUCGCCAGGGCCCGACUGCAUCCAGUCUUGCUCUAGUUUGCUGGUGGGUUGUGCUGACUUCAAUAAAUCGCACAUGCAUGCAGCCAUCACAUUGGGUUUCUGUUUUGCUGCCUGCAGUCCUACCCUGUGUCUAAAUUGUUCACAUCUUGCGUCAGGCAUAAUUAUUUUGUUUUUACAAUUUCUGAAGUCCACCUCCUUGUGUUGCUAUCGGUCAUUUUCAAAUCUGAGUGAAAUGUAUUUCUUUCUUUUUUUUGCUUUUUCAAACCCAUUCCCAUUUCUUAGAGCAAGGAAGGCAACUACGUAACCUAGUGCAGUGUAGAACCUUAAGCAGAAUAAGCCUAGAUUACUUUUUAAAAAGUCCUGCGCUUUUUCUUUUUUUUUAACCAUGGACAGUAGCCUUAGCUUUGUGUUAUGGAUGGCUAUGAAACAGAUCUUCUGUCUACCUAGUCAGGUUGAUUGCAUUAGUUGCCUGGUAUUGUUGUUUUUUAAAAUGAUUGCACUGAAAACUAGAUGAAACUGGAGUUCAAAGCUGUCCGUGUCUGGGUGGUGUGUUGGAGACUCACUGCUGUACUGUUCACUGUUAGGAUCUCGCUCAGGAUCCCAUUGAAGCUUCUGCAACACUCACACUGGUUUAGGUCACCGUUGUAAAUAUGUUACCCGUUACCUUUGUCUCCUAUGUCUUAUCUAUGUUUUACCUCAUUCAAAUUCUCAUCUGUCCUUUCUCUCUUCUUUAUUUCUCUUUUUUUCUGUCUUUUUGAGAACUAUAAAAUUAAUAAAGUCUGGUUUAAGAACAGG